Messenger RNA from Heterobasidion irregulare TC 32-1, 1932 nucleotides. RefSeq lists its product as uncharacterized. Gene Ontology annotation, molecular function: protein binding; histone H3 acetyltransferase activity. Lineage: Eukaryota; Fungi; Basidiomycota; Agaricomycetes; Russulales; Bondarzewiaceae. Gene Ontology annotation, cellular component: histone acetyltransferase complex. The record is from RefSeq and is a predicted model, not a curated record. The transcript is spliced from 7 exons. Gene Ontology annotation, biological process: chromatin remodeling; positive regulation of transcription by RNA polymerase II. The coding region runs from base 1 to 1932 and encodes 643 amino acids.
AUGAAAAAGCCCUCCCCCAGCCCUAGUCCUGCCCCUCCCUGCCCGGCCCUGCCUGUCCCGCGCACCUGCGCACACCCGGAAGCGGCUCCUCGCGCCGCGUCUCUUCCCCUGCUCUCUCCUAGGAGGCGAGGGAACGACCACGCUCCCCGGUACCCUACCGCCCGACGCCUUGUUCUCCAAACACGUCCACUCGACGCUGCGCACCGCCGCGCACGCAUCGCACGAGCGCACAUUGUCCUGAAGACCAUGAAAAUUCUGAAUCCCUAUCGGCACUUAUCUGAUGAUCUGAAGAGCUCUGAAGGCCUGCGGCAAGUCUCACCAGGUCGUUCAGGCUCUCAGCAGACACGACAAAGUGCUGAUGUGGCGUCACCCGGUAAGUUCCCCGCAAUCGAAGCACAUACUCUCAGCAACUGUGGCUGCGUUCCGUUGUUCGAUGCGCAUCUAACUCGGCGGAGCAUGUAUCACUUUACAGCCCUUUCUUCCCCAGACAAACUACCACCUUCAUCGGUCUCUUCGCAGCUUGACGAGGAACUCUUACAGCCACCCGCAAAGAGACGACGUAUUUCCUCGUCUUCAUUGAGCGACGCAGAAGACGACGAGGACGAGAACAGGCCUCUUGCAUCCCGAAUGGUGGGGACACACGUUUCCAGCAACGGCACUCGUCCGCAUGGAAGACGCAGCGGCAAGAAGGCGUCGAGUAUGAAGUCAAAAGCACAGACUGCUCCGGCGUCAAUACCGCCACCCACAGGCGAGCAACAAGCAGAGAUGAACGGGGAGUUUUUGCAGCUGAACGGACACGAGCCACCGGUCAAAAUGGAAGACCAAUUAGACGAAGGGCAGCUGGAUCUGUUAGCAACAGGCGUAACCGUCGACACAGCCAGUGCAGCUACGAUCUCUCCUCCCCUGAAACCAGAGAAAAUCUCGGCAAAGGAGCUGCGAAAGGGUGUGAUCAAGAUCCUACCUAUCGAGAAUGAUGGGCAGCCGCGAUCGUUCGUCAUCCUGACGAACCUGAAGAUGCUGUUCCAGAAACAGCUACCUGUGAUGCCCCGCGAAUACAUCGAUCGCCUGGUUUACGACUCCAACUCGAAAUGUCUCGCCAUCUGCAAACGAGGAUAUAAAGUCGUGGGCGGAAUUUGCUACCGGCCGUUCCCCCAUCGCGGCUUCGCCAAAAUCGCUUUUUUCGCGACGGCAUCAGCAGAUCAAGUCAAGCUCAUAUCCGACGGACCUACCCCCGACAUGAUGCAUUUUCUGACAUACGCAGAUAACUUCGCAGUUGGGUAUUUCAAGAAGCAAGGUUUCUCAAAGAACAUCACGCUUGAUCGGGCCAUAUGGGCAGGUUAUAUCAAGGACUACGAGGGUGGAACGAUCAUGCAAUGCACGAUGCUACGAAAGGUCGAUUACCUCGCCACGAAAGAGAUCGUAGCACAGCAGAGGGAAGCGAUCUUGGCAAAGAUCAGGCAGAUGUCGAAGAAUCAUAUUGUGUACGAGGGGCUGCCACAGUUUCAGGAUGGGAAGGGGGAAGGGCUCGUCAUCGAUCCCAAGGACGUGCCAGGUUUGAGGGAGAGCGGGUGGAUACCCAAUAUGAAUGUUCCUGCACGCCCCUCGACUAAGAAUUUUGAGCGCAGCGCAAUGGAAUCUAUCCUGUCAGACUUGCAGGCCCACCCUCAGGCCUGGCCCUUCAAGGAACCUGUCAACGCUCAGGAGGUGCCGGAUGACUACGAUGUGAUUCAAAAUCCGACGGAUUUCUCUACCAUGGAGCACAAACUCGAGACGGGGCAAUAUGCGGAUCUCGACUCGUUCAUUGUAGACGCUCAGCUGGUGUUCGAGAACGCUAAGGUAUACAACCCCGAGGAUACCAUCUAUUAUAAGGGCGCGGCUAAGAUGGAACGAGUACUGAUGGAUCAUGUCAGUCGUGUGCGCGAAAUCAGUUGA